CUGACUUGUGUUACCACCACCCCGCUGUUUAUUCUGAGUGUUUCCUCUCCCUCUUCCGUUCCGCUGCGUCCACACCGGUCGUGAAGAUGCACCGGUACCGUCCUGCCCAGGGAAUGACGUUGUUAUUGCCGGUAGCUUUGUGGAUUUUCUGCCAUGUCAACGGUGUGCACGGAGCUUUGCCAACAACCCCAAAGUGUGAUGAGGCUCUAGCCUCUCCUCUGCCUCACACAGCCUUCACCAGCUCAUCUGUCUUCUCCAAUGGAUAUGCACCUGGAUAUGCCAAGCUCAACAGGAGAGGAGGUGCUGGUGGAUGGUCACCUCUGGACAGUGACCAUUACCAGUGGCUACAGGUGGACCUGGGUUCCAGGAAGCAGGUGAGCGCCAUAGCAACACAGGGUCGCUACAGCAGCUCUGAUUGGACGACACGGUACCGUCUUCUCUACAGUGACACAGGGCGGAACUGGAAACCGUAUCACCAAGAUGGCAACAUUUGGGCCUUCUCUGGGAACUCCAAUUCGGAGAGCGCAGUCCGCCAUGAGCUGCAGCAGGAGAUCGUGGCUCGCUUCCUCAGACUCGUCCCGCUGGACUGGAGCGAGGAGGGACGGAUUGGUCUUCGCAUAGAAGUCUACGGCUGCUCCUACUGGGCGGAUGUGAUCAACUUUGAUGGACAGGGUGUAAUCUCAUAUCGUUUUAAGAUGAAGAAGAUGAAGAUCAUUAAGGAUGUGAUUGCACUGAGGUUCAAGACGUCAGAAAGCGAGGGUGUGAUUCUCCAUGGGGAGGGACAGCAGGGAGACUACAUCACCCUGGAGCUUCACAAGGCAAAGCUGCUGCUGCAGAUAAACCUGGGUAGUAACCAGUAUGGCUCUAUCAUGGGUCAUACCUCUGUGACCACUGGCAGCCUCUUGGAUGACAAUCACUGGCACUCAGUGGUGAUUGAGCGCUACCGUCGUAAUGUCAACUUCACCCUGGACAGACACACUCAGCACUUCAGGACCAAUGGAGAGUUUGACCAUCUAGAUUUGGACUAUGAGUUGAGUUUUGGAGGGAUGCCAUACAGUGGGAAGCCAGUUGGAGGAGGGAGGAAGAACUUUAAAGGCUGCAUGGAGAGCAUCAACUACAACGGAGACAACAUUACGGACCUGGCCCGCCGAAAGAAGCUAGACACCUCCAGCUUUCGUAACCUGUCCUUCUCCUGUCUGGAGACCCACAACUUCCCAGUCUUUUUCAAUGCCACCAGCUUCCUGCAGCUGCCAGGUCGAGCCAGUCACAACAUAGUGUCCGUGGGUUUCCAGUUUCGUACGUGGAACUCUGAUGGACUCCUCCUCUUCAGUAAUCUUGAUGACGGCACGCUGGAGAUCUCCCUCGAGGACAGCAAGAUCGUAGUUCAUAUCAAUGUGUCCAAGGCGACAAAAAACUACCAGGUGGACUUAUCAUCAGGUUCAGGCCUUAACGACGGACAAUGGCAUGCAAUACGUUUGGUCGCCAAGGAGAACUUUGCCAUGUUGACGUUAGAUGGCGACGAGGCGUCCGCUGUGCGCUCCACCUCACCUCUCACCAUCACCACAGGAGGAACCUAUCACUUGGGAGGGUAUUUUCUACAGACCCUCUUCCCGCCCUCCCGGCGUUCCCUCCAGGGCUGCAUGCAGGCAAUCCUGGUGGAUGAUCAACCUGCUGAUUUGCAUGCAGUGGAAAAAGGCACUGUGGGAGCCUUUGAAAAUAUCAGCCUAGACAUGUGUGCAAUCAUAGACAGGUGUAUGCCUAAUCACUGUGAACACGGCGGCAGGUGUAAACAGACAUGGGAUAGUUUCAGCUGUACCUGUGAUGGGACAGGAUACACUGGAGCCACGUGUCACACUUCUGUCUAUGAGCCAUCAUGUGAGGCCUAUAAGCAUUUGGGCAGGUCCUCUGACACCUACUGGAUAGACCCUGAUGGCAGCGGACCCCUUGGCCCCUUCAAAGUCAACUGCAACAUGACAGAGGACAAAGUAUGGACAACAGUUAUGAACAACCUGCCACCUAAAACUACAGUGACUGGCUCCAGUAGAGAGAGACGCACUGUGCUACAGGUCAACUACAGCGCUUCAAUGGACCAGGUGACAGCUAUCACCACCAGCGCAGAAUACUGUGAGCAGCAAAUCACCUACAGCUGUCAAAAGUCCAGACUCCUCAACACUCCAGAUGGGACCCCCUACACGUGGUGGGUGGGCCGGGGCAGCGAGAAGCACUUCUACUGGGGCGGCUCGGGACCUGGCAUCCAGAAAUGUGCUUGUGGCAUCGACAGGAACUGCACUGACCCCAAAUACGACUGCAACUGCGACGCCGACCUCACACAAUUGAGAGAAGAUUCUGGACUCCUGAUAUAUAAGGAACACUUACCAGUCAGCCAGAUUGCCGUAGGUGACACUAACAGACCGGGAUCUUUGGCCAAGCUGACUGUUGGACCACUCCGUUGCCAGGGAGAUAAUAAUUAUUGGAACGCUGCAUCUUUCACCACCCCGUCAUCCUACCUCCACUUUGCCACCUUCCAGGGUGAGACCAGUGCGGACAUCUCUUUCUACUUCAAGACCAGCGCACCCUACGGCGUCUUUCUGGAAAACCUGGGCAACACUGACUUUAUCCGCUUGGAGCUAAAAUCUCCCAAGGUGGUCUCUUUCUCCUUCGAUGUUGGAAACGGACCCGUGGAGUUAACAGUGCAUUCAGCCAUGCCCCUCAAUGAUGACCAAUGGCAUCGUGUGAUGGCUGAGCGAAACGUGAAAGAGGCAGUCCUUCAUUUGGAUCAGAUCUAUCGGGCAUCUCGGCUUGCUCCUGCGCAGGGGCACACGCGGCUAGAGCUGUUCAGCCAGCUCUACGUGGGUGCGGCAGGGGGACAGAGGGGGUUCCUGGGCUGUAUCAGAGCCCUACGGAUGAACGGCAUCACCCUAGACCUUGAAGAGAGGGCCAUGGUCACGCCUGGGGUCAAGCCCGGUUGCCAAGGCCACUGCACCAGUUUUGGGAUGUAUUGCCGCAAUGGAGGGAAGUGUGUGGAGAGGUAUAACGGCUACUUGUGUGACUGCACCUCUACUGCCUAUGACGGCCCAUUCUGCACCAGAGAUGUUGGGGGUUUCUUUGAGGCAGGAACGUUGAUCAAGUACAACUUCAUGUCCGAAGCAGUUGCGGGAGCCAGUAGAGACACAAAGAUUACGACGCACCAGCUGACGCCACAAGAAGUGAAUCUGACGAAGGAGGAUGUCGCUUUCAGUUUCAGCACAUCCAGUGCUCCAGCUAUUCUGAUGUAUGUCAGCUCCAAGACGCAGGACUAUCUGGCUGUAGUGUUAAGGCAGAAUGGUUCAAUGCAGGUGCGGUAUAACCUGGGAGGUCUGAAGGAGCCAUUCACUAUUGAUGUGGACCAGCGUAACCUGGCCAAUGGACAGCCUCAUAGCAUUAACAUGUCCCGUGUCAACAGAAGCAUCACCAUCCAGUUGGAUCAUUACCCCCCAGUCAGCUACACCCUCCCAGACGCCUCAGACACACAGUUCAACCUGGUCAAGACGCUGUUCUUGGGCAAAGUCUAUGAAACUGGACACGUGGACCAGGUCGUCAUCGAGCGUUACAACACCCCAGGCUUCGUCGGGUGUUUGUCGCGGGUACAGUUCAACGGAGUCGCCCCCCUCAAGUCUGCUCUGAGAACAGCCACACAGGCUCAGGCCACACCGACAGACGAUCAGCCAGACAGACAACCUGAAGGCGCAUCGCCGGUGUCUUACCAAGGCAAACUGGUGGAGUCCAACUGUGGGGCGUCACCUCUCACCAUCCCACCAAUGUCUGCUGCAACAGAUCCCUGGCAUCUGGACAACACAGAUGCUGAGUUCCCCUUUAAUGAGGAGAGGGUGAUUCCUGAUGGAGUCAACAGGGACUCGGCCAUCAUCGGAGGUAUCAUUGCGGUGGUGAUCUUCACCAUACUAUGUACUCUGGUGUUCCUGAUCCGCUACAUGUUCCGCCACAAAGGCACCUACCACACCAACGAGGCCAAGGGCAGCGGGGAGUCCGCUGGAGAAUCAGCGGACACGGCCAUCAUUGGCACCGAUAACCCAGAAACCAUCGACGAAUCAAAGAAGGAGUGGUUCAUCUAACAGCCAAUGACGGGACUUUGAGAGAGGAAGUGACUCGUCAGACUACAAGUUGCCACAGAAAUGGAGUGGGUUAUACUCAAUGACCAAUCACGGGAGAGAUGGUGGAACGACCGUUCAACAGGACAAUAAUCUCCCAGAGAGGGCGGGAAAGUGGGGAAGACGUGUACAGGAAUCUUUUUUGUUUGUUUGUUUGUUUGUUUUGUUUUUUUUAUGCAUCCAGAGUAUUAGACAGAGAAGACGGACAGUUACUGAGUGGAGCACGGCUAUAAGAGACUGUACAUGUAUAUACUAACCGGCUUGUCCUUCUUUGUAUCGUGCUUGGGAGUUUUCGGGAGUCCUUUGAAUACUGUAUAUGACAAAUAAUUAUACUUACUGGGUCGUGUGAUAGCACAGAUUUAUUUCCAGUCUCUGUUGCAUUUUGAUUUUAUUUUUUAACAAAAAUCUUAUAUCAAAAAUGAUCAAAUCAACAUGCCAAACCCCUUUUUUUUAUUUCAUCAGGCUAUGGUUGCACCAGUCAGUCAACACUCAUAUCUGUCAAAUGACAAGCCACUAUUAAUGUGGUAAUAUAGAGUUGAAUAUGGAUGCCAAAAGUCCCUUUGUAAAUACAAUAUUUUGUGUUGUUUUUUCUUUUUCUCAAAAGAUUUAUUCAGAGUCCAGUACAUAAACACUAAUGAGAAAUUUCAUAUCUAUAUUACAAUUAUAUCAUAAGUCUGUCCAUUAUAAAUGUGUGAAAUAUAGAGUUUUAUGUUUAAAUCUUAUGACAUUCGAUUGUAUGGGACAUUCCUUUCUGAGGAAGGGCAGAGAGGGGUUUCUCAGAGCAUGAUGGGAAAUCAUGACACUCCAUGGUUGGUUUAGCUCAGCGCGGCAGCUCUCUUUUCAUUUGGAAUCGGUGAAACCGUGAGCCUUUACUCAUUCAGACUUGAGAGGUCGGUAUGUUUCUUUGCCAAACACUUGAGUCUUAUGUCAUUCACCGAUCGACCCAGAUUUUUGCAUUAAUUGUUUGACUUUGCGUUAAGGAAUUUCUUUGUAUGUCUUUACAUCCUACACUGGCGCUGUGGGCUGUACGUGUACAGUGCGUGCAUGCAUCUGUGAGUAUAUGUGUAGGUCAGAUGAACAGGAUUUAUUAUAUUGGACAAAAUGACUGCCAGCAAAGACAGAUUGAACAACAUGCCUGACAUUUAAUGGGUUGUAUUGAUGUACUAAACACCAUGCAUUUCAUGGUUGAAGCAGCAUAAAACAAAACAAAAAUCAUUGACAGUUAACAUUUGUUCAAGAUCUAGGAUGAGGUUAACAUGAUAAUUGGCUUAGUAGUCCAUUGUGCCUUCAAGGUGUUGAGCCAUUUCGCCUUGCCCUGGACUAUUUAACACAGGCUUACUACAAGAACUUGACUGCUGCUGCAUGAAUUCUCAUUUAACAGUGUUUAGGUUCUUUUAUGUGUCCUAAUCUGAAUGGCGCUGUUUUCCUGUGAAUCUCAAUCAAAGCUUGAUUUUUGAAUAGAGAAUGUUUGGGCAAAGGAUCCAGCAAAGUUUCUCUUUAAUUCCAUAAAACUUCAACUUUGUCAAGCUGUGUAGGGUUUUUUGCAGCAGGAGCAGCUACACUGAUGUACAGAAGAGCUGCACACUACACAAUAUACAAGAGGUUUACACCUACCUUCUGGAACACACAUACACACAAACGUGCAUGUUUGAUAGAGCAUGAGUCAAGGUUGUUCAUUCAAUUACAAGAGCAGCGUGUUCAGAAUGAGGAGGCUUCUGCUUUGUGAGCAAUGACUUGAGCUUCACUCUUAACAGUGCCACUGCUGUCCGAUAUGCAUUCAGAAGAUGUACAUUAUAUAAAUGUACAUGUAAAUGUAAAUUAUAUUUUCUAACCAUGUUGUUUUCCUGUCAGUUAUGUUUACCUGUUUUCCUUACCAUAGCAUUUACCUUACAGUGGGUUACAGUUAAAACCAGCUGCCAACUUUGCUUUUUCAUUGUGAAUUCGCUUUUUGUAUGUAUGUUCGGUUAAAUUGCUGCCAUGGCGCCCUGUUACAUGGAUGAUUUUAUACGUUGUCAUCGAACACCUCAUGGUUGAGCACUAACUGUGCAUCACACAGAGACAGCUGGUCAGCUCAGCCUGCCUUCUACUGCAGCCUCAAAGAAGACCUCCAUCCAUACAUCACUCCAUGAAGGCAAAUGAGUGACACUACUUUCCUUUUUUAAGGUAAUUAUACUAUUCAGACUAUACAUAAACACGCACACACGCCCUUGAUAUGUGGUUUGAACAUAACAACGAUGAUAACGGAUUAUCGGCUCCAGAAACAAAAUCAUAACCCACAUGUUUUGCUUUCAGUUCUAUUGAGUUCAAU
Seriola dumerili (greater amberjack) is the source of this 6453-nucleotide messenger RNA. RefSeq names its product contactin associated protein like 2 (gene cntnap2a). Bases 87 to 4109 code for a protein of 1340 amino acids. Lineage: Eukaryota; Metazoa; Chordata; Actinopteri; Carangiformes; Carangidae. The record is from RefSeq and is a predicted model, not a curated record. The transcript has 26 exons.